AUGGACGACCUACCAACCGAGAUACACAAAAUGAUAAUUGAUAAUUUGCAAGAAGAUGCAGAGAAGGUAUUCCUCAAACCAAAUGCUUUCAUCGGAUCUACUAAGGGAAAAAAAUCCUUGCGCAAGCUUGUUCGCGCCUUGCAAGGGCUACUGCAUCUAUCUCUGACCAGUCACUACUACGAAGCUCUCGCAACCCCAGCCUUGGACAAGCAGCUAAGAACUGUUUUGAGGGACAUCAAAGAUACGCCAUGGCAACGAAAUCGAUUUGAAAAACGAGACAACAAAUCAACGAGGGGGAAAGACUCAUGGUGUAUCUAUCCGGAAUAUGGGAAAUGCCACUACCAUUUUGGCAUUGGGCACAUACUUUUUGCACCUUCGACUGAAGACACAUUCAUGUCUUUGAUUCGCUUGACGGGUCUAGCGCCAGAUAUGAUUCAUAAGGAGAACGGGUACAACGGUGAUAUCAAAAUAAUGACGGAUCCGACGGGUGAGACUAUCGCCGAACGAAGGCGUCAAGAUGCUAGAAUGAAGAGACAGAUCCUCGCUGGAUUCGCAGAAAAGGCUCGCCGGGAGGAAAAAGCAAUGAGGCGGAUCAAGCAGUAG
Molecule: messenger RNA, 603 nt
Organism: Bacidia gigantensis
Lineage: Eukaryota; Fungi; Ascomycota; Lecanoromycetes; Lecanorales; Ramalinaceae
Exons: 2
Coding region: 1-603 (200 amino acids)
Source: RefSeq, a predicted model, not a curated record